Messenger RNA from Mytilus trossulus (common blue mussel), 5145 nucleotides. RefSeq lists its product as uncharacterized. The transcript has 16 exons. Gene Ontology annotation, molecular function: protein binding. NCBI's taxonomy places the organism in Eukaryota, Metazoa, Mollusca, Bivalvia, Mytilida, Mytilidae. Gene Ontology annotation, biological process: signal transduction. The record is from RefSeq and is a predicted model, not a curated record. Bases 1 to 3390 code for a protein of 1129 amino acids.
AUGUCAGUUGUAUUAUUCCAGAGAUAUGGAGAGACAGCAUUAAUGGAGGCUGCCUUGUUUGGACACUUGGAGAUCUGUCGUCUCCUCAUUGAUACAGGAUUUGUAUUAUUCCAGUUAAGUGGAGUGACAGCAUUAAUGAAGGCUGCAUUGGAAGGACACCUGGAGAUCUGUAGUCUCCUCAUUGAUAGAGGAUGUAAGAUCGACACCACAACAGAGGAUGGAGAGACAGCAUUAAUGUGGGCUGCCAGGGGAGGACGCCUGGAGGUCUGUAGACAUCUCAUUGAUAGACGAUGUAAGAUCGACAUCACACAAAACAGUGGAUACACAGCUUUACAUUGUGCUGCUGAGGAGGGAUAUCUACAGAUCACAAGAUGUCUAGUAGAACAAGGAGGUGCCAGUCCCUUGGAUACAACACAUAAGAUGAGAGAUUUGUCUGUAUUUCAGGGUGAGACUCCAUAUGAUCUAGCAGCAAAAAGCAAAAAGAGGCAGAAUGAAGAAGUGAUGGAAUACUUACAGACUGUCAUGUCAGAGAAAUCUUCAGGUGUGACUGCUGGACAAGGGAUAGAAGAUCCAAUCCACACACAGACUAAGUCCGCCAUGUUAAACAGGUUACUUGGCAGUGGAACGUAUGUUUCCUAUGAUAUGCGCUGUAUGGUAACAGGCCAGUUCGCGGUCGGAAAAUCGAGUCUUGUCAAGCUCUUAGCUGGUGAUGUCGUCCCAGAAGGAAGACAUCCUACCGAUGGGAUUUCCCUACUAGAAGGUCGCUGUGGCCUUGAUGUGGAGACUAGAAGCUGGAUUUAUAUUGAUCCAGAAACGUAUGACGCUUUAGAUGUGGUUUACAAUAAGGUGUUGAUGACUUCAGUAGAAGAGGACGAAAGAAAAGAAGAAAAAACACCAAAGAAACCACAUUUACCAGAUUCAAACCUUGUUAGAAGUGAUAGUAAAGUGAUGACCGCAGGUCCCUCCCAACAGCCUCUAGCAGCCAAACCUUUGUCACCUCAAGUAUCCGACAGUGUGUCCAAGAGAAUACCAGAGUUAAAAACACAUAUGAAAUCGAAAAUGACAAAAGAAGAAAUAAAAAAGAGAAUGGAAAAAGUCCUUAAAAGUGGAAACUACAAGAUGAAAGUAGGAAGACUGAUUUUUUGGGACUUUGGUGGACAGUAUGUUUACUAUACGACACACCAAACCUUCAUGACGUUCAGAGCUUUGUUUCUUGUGGUAUUUGACGGAAGCAAAGGAUUACAUGAACUAGUCCCAGAUGUUCUGUGUUUUCCAGGGCAGCACAUGACACCAACACCAGCAGUAUUCCUUCAACAUUGGGUUAACUCUAUUCUAACAUAUUGUAAGGUGGUAUAUGUAGGCAUUCCGAAGAUCUUGUUUGUUGCCACCCAUAAAGACAAAAUACCAGUGGAGGAUGUGGAGUCCAGGCGUGAGGAGUUGUACAAUGGAGUAGAGGAAUUGUUUAAGGACCACGAGGGACGAAACCAUCUUGUCCUAACACAACGGAUAUUUGUCAAUGCAAGGGAUAACACAGAUACAGAAAUUGAAGUCCUGAAGAAAGCCAUCACAGAACUUACGUUUGAACAUCCUUGUUGGGGGGAGAAGAUGCCCAACGCUUGUGUUCCCCUUGAACUCGAGAUAGCAGAGCUAGUGGCAGAAGGAAAACAAAUCUUGUCAUUGAAGGAUGUAGAAGAAUUGAAUGCCAUAAGCAAGGUGUCUGUAAUGUCCCCUGACCAACUCAAAGAUUUCCUAAAUUUCCACCACUCCUUGGGGAAGAUUGUAUACUUUGAUACUCCACAGCUUAAAGAUUUCGUAAUCAUCAACCCCUUACUCAUGGUGGAGGUUAUGAGGUCUUUUGUGACAGAUAAAGUAUUUUGGCCAGAGGAAAAGAAAAUUCAUGAAACUUUUAAAAGAAUGUCAAAAUAUGGGACCAUAAGACGGGAAGACCUCUUUCUAAUCUGGGAGCAAAAAGAUUUCAGUGCAAUAUUGCCAUACAAAGAGUUUAUAUUUAACAGCUUGAUUUAUUUAGAUAUCCUAGCAGAGCAACGGAGAUAUGAUACAUCUACAGGAAGUCGGUUACCAGUGGAAAACUUCUUUGUUCCCUGUAUGGUUACAGAGAGAAAUACCACCAACUUCAUGGACAAAGAAUGUACAUCAGAGAGAGCUAUAUGCUUAGCGUUUUUAUUUAAAGGCACUAUUAUACCACCAGCCCUACCAAAUCGUCUGAUCAGUGCAUGUCUUAGCAUGUGGACCGUGAAGCAGUAUGAAGGGAGACAACUCCUGUUCUCAGGAUUUAUUGGUUUAUCAUUUGACAAAUCACAUGAUAUCGUUGUAUGCGUUGAGGGCAACAAGAUUCUCCUUUACAUCGUUCACAGAACCUCCUCCGGGUUAAUCGUACCUGAUAUAGCUACAGGUGUUAAAGAAUGCCUGGUUGUAACAAUGGAAAGAAUCUCAGAUUUCUACCACUCCACAGUCCAUGCAAAACGCAGCCAACAAUCGCCAUUUCACAUUGAAUAUUCAUGUUCAAAUUUAAAAUGCUUCAUCAGUGCAGAAGAAGCCAAGCAGACCAAUGGAUGGAUUUGUGACAAACAUAACCAAACACACAAAAGAAGACACUGGCGCGUUUGGAAUCAAGAUCAGACAAAAGAACAGUGUGAAGAGGACUGUCAAGGGUUAAGUGAUGACGCUUUAAGCAAGACACCAAGUGAUAUUGAACUGUUGCGUUUUUCAAACCACUGCGAAUCAAAUAAAAUGCAUGAAUUAGUUACACAUCUUGGAAUGCUUGGGAUAUGGAAAGAUGUCGAAUACAAUCAUCCUAAAGAUAUACAGGUUGCCAAAUUUUUGCUGUUAUCAAAGUGGAAAGAGAUAAAAGCUAAAUCCAAUUUCAAAACUUUGUCAGAAGCUCUGAUCAACAUGGGUAUAUCGACCCAUGUUUUGUGUCAAGUAAGAAGAAUCAUCAAAGCAGAAACAGAUAUUCCAGCAGAUUACUUGGAUUUCAUUCCAACGGAUGAAAUUCUAGAUAAAUUAGCUCCAUUAAUUGGUCAAGUGUUUUUCCAACUUGGCACUGAAAUUGGACUAUCAAUUCCUGCCCUAGAAAAUAUACAGAGCAACAAUCCUUCUGACUUAGCAGAACAGAAUAGAGUCGUAUUAUUUAAGUGGAGAGAAGACCAACUAAUCAAACCUACAAUACGGGUCCUUAUUCAGGCUUUAGUUAACAUUGGGAGAGGUGCACGUUGUUUAGAAGAAGUUUUAAAGAAUAUUGAUCUGAACACCCUUAUAGUUUCACAACAAUCGAGAGGUAAAGGGGCAAUUCCAAAGAAACCAAAAAUAAAACCAGAACAGGAAUCACAGAGUCAGCGAAAGGUGUCAAAGACAUGUUCAAUAGCUUGAAUAGAAAAUGGUAAACACAAAUGUGCAUUUAAAAAGGGAAAAUAUACUAUAGGCAAAAGAAGUGAAAAAUAUUGUGCAUAAUUUAGCCUCAUUGUUUGAAAGAUAAGCUAUGCUGUUAACCAUUAUUUUUGUAUUUCAUUUCUUCAAUGAGCAUUCAACAGAUCAAUCCCCUGUUAAUAUACCCUGCUUUGAAAAAGUGAGUGUUUAUUGUUUGACCUCUGUCUGUCCAUCAAUCAGUCCACCCAACAGUCAAUCUGUCAGUCCAUCAGUCCGAUCGUCCCAUGAAUAUUUUUUGUCACAUCUUUCUCAGGAGCUACAUUUAACACAACAAUUUCUGAAAUUUUGUAGCAGGGUUUAUAAAAGUCAGCGUUACCAUGUGUUGCGUUAUCAGAUUCAUAAUUGAACAAUUUCCCGUUAGCCAAACACUUACAUCAUUGAUCAUCAUUUUACACAUAACAUAAAAAUUGAACAUUUUCUUCACAUUUUUCUCAGGAAUUACAUUACAAGGAUUUUAGGGUUUAUAUAAGUCAACUAUACCUUGUGCUGUGUUUUCAGAUAAAACAACUUCCUGUUAACCUUAAAGUAUUCGUUCAUGAAUAUCAUCAGUGAGCAGUAGGUCGCAGUUACACUUGUUCAUUGUAAGGUUUAACACAAAUAAUUAUAAGUGUAUGUAAACCUCUUUGGUGAAUUGUUUUCCUUUUUAACACACGGUUGACUGUUGUACCCCUAUUGGUGACAUUUAUAUCUAUUAUGUUUGUUUUUGUUUACACAUUCUUGACAAGAUAAUUGAAUUUAAUAUAACUCUCAUACAAGUGGCAGCUAAAGCUAGCUUUAAAAAGUUAUCAAAGGUACAAGGAUUAUAAUUAUAUUAGUACGCCAGACGCACGUUUCGUCUACAUAAUACUCAUCAGUGACACUCAUAUCAAAAUAUUAUAAAGCCAAACAUGUACAAAGUUGAAGAGCAUUGAGGAUCAAAAAUUCCAAAAAGUAUAAAACCAGGUUUAAUCCACUUUUUUCUACAUCAGACAGGAAUAUGACAUUCGUUUGAUGUGUUUGAGCUUUUGAUUUUGCUAUUUGAUUAGGAACUUUCUGAUUUGAUUUUUUUUCAGAGUUCAUUUUUUUGUGAUUUCACUUUUUAGCUCACCUGGUCCAAAUGGUCAAGUGAGCUUUUCUCAUCAUUUGGCGUCCGUCGUUAACUUUUACAAAAGUUUUCUCCUCUGAAACUACUGGGGCAAAUUAAACAAAGCUUAGCCACAAUCUUCAUUAGGGUAUCUAGUUUUAAAAAUAUGUCCAACGACCCAGCCAAUCAACCAAGAUAGCCACCAUGGCUGAAAGUAGAACAUGGGAUUAAAAUAAAGUUUGUAGGUUAUAUCUCUGAAACUUAAGCAUUUAGAGUAAAUCUGAUGAGGUAAAGAUGGUCAAGAUCUUUCCGUUCUGAAAUUUUAAGAUGAAUCAGACAAUCCGUUGUUGGGUUUCUGCUCCUGAUUGGUAUUUUUAAGGAAAUUUGGCAGUUUUUGCUAUUAUCUUCAAUACAAUUAUACAUAGAGCUAAACUGUAAACAGCAAUAAUGUUCAGCAAAGUAAGAUCUACAAAAAGUCAACACGAUGAAUAUUGUCAAGUAACCCUUUGAACAGUUGUUGCCCUUUAUAGUAAAUUUUAACAAUUUUGCGUUAUUUUUUUUUAAUCUAUUAGAAAAAUCUUCUCACUUGGUCAUGUUGAAACUACUUAGUCAAAAUUAACUAAAUUUGGCCACAA